This is a messenger RNA of Lachnellula hyalina, 2157 nucleotides long. RefSeq names its product Trehalose phosphorylase (gene TREPH). The coding region runs from base 1 to 2157 and encodes 718 amino acids. NCBI's taxonomy places the organism in Eukaryota, Fungi, Ascomycota, Leotiomycetes, Helotiales, Lachnaceae. The transcript is spliced from 8 exons. Gene Ontology annotation, molecular function: glycosyltransferase activity. The record is from RefSeq and is a predicted model, not a curated record.
AUGUCUACGCCUAACCACGCCACACUCCUCCAGUCAAUCAAGGAUGACACAUCUGACAAUAUUGGAGCGCAAAUUCCUACCAAACACACGCCCAAAAGUCUGAGACCCUACGUAUGGGCCAUGAUAGCCUUCAAGAAGGGGCAUGACUUCCAACGACGCUCCUCUAUACACCAUGCACGCAGAGUCAGUGAAACCGUUCAGUCCGAAGGGCAAUUUGCCGCUGCUUUGACCCCUCUCUACGCUGGUGUCUCGGCUGCCUUUAGUGAUCACAACACCGCGGUCAUAGCAAUUGCUAUCCAUGAUCCCGUCUAUCUACUUGACUUCUCUGUCAAAACCAUCGAACUAGGCGAUGGUUUGGAGAAGGGCCUUGAUGUUAUUGCUGACUAUGUAGUUGGAGAGUUGGAGAGAUACGAACAUGAGAAUCUUAGCAAAUUCAUUGGAGCGGGAGUACCAUACGACAUUAUGAAGCGUAGCCCAAAGCUUUCUUCCAAACUCUGGUUGAAGAUCGACAUUGUACCCAUUUCCAUCAUGCCUGAGCUGGACGGACUGGAGACUGAAAUGAAGGAUCGAAGCUAUUGGAGUGAGAAAUGUAUCGACGAGCAAGCAGAUUCUAUGGCGAGAAAAUGCAUCAUGCACUUUGGCCCAAGUCUUGCUCCUUUACAGCAAGUGGGCUAUAGAGGCCUCGUCGAGGUUGAUUCUGGAUUCCAAGCCCGCAUCCUUACUCUUGACGACUUCCAAACGACUUGCGGGCCCCGUACUUGGGAUGCAAUGAUGAAGUUCGUCACAUCUCUCAGGGCAAGGGGCACUAAAAUUGCCUUCUUCUCCAGUACCCCACAAGGUGGAGGCGUUGCUCUUAUGAGACAUGCUCUUGUCCGUCUGGCCAAGCUAUUGAAAGUUGACAUGACUUGGUAUGUACCAAAGCCGAAGCCUGGUGUCUUUCGCAUCACAAAGACAAUCCACAAUACCCUGCAAGGUGUUGCCCAGCCCAGUGAGAAAAUCACCACAGAAGACAAGGAAGUCUUGAAUAGCUGGAUCGAAGAUAAUGCAAACCGUUACUGGCUUAGCCCAGGCGGCCCUCUGCGACCUCCGGCUGAAGGUGGAGCAGAUGUUGUUAUGAUUGACGAUCCGCAAAUGCCUGGCCUCAUCCCGUUAAUCAAGAACUUGACUCCAGAUAGACCUGUUCUGUAUCGAAGCCAUAUCCAAAUCCGAAGUGAUCUGGUGGACACGCCUGGCACACCACAAGCAGAUAUUUGGGAUUUCUUGUUCUCAAAGAUUAAACAUGCGGAUAUGUUUAUCAGUCACCCAAUUCCUUCCUUCGUCCCAGCCAAUGUACCAAGAUCGAAAGUCUGCUAUUUGCCUGCGACGACCGACUGGCUCGACGGCCUCAAUAAAGAUCUGAAUAUAUGGGACCAAGGAUAUUAUGGACAUAUGUAUAACGAGCAAUGUCACAAUUUGAGAAUGACCCAGCUGAAAUGGCCCAACACACGAUUCGACCCCGCAAAAGGCAUCCCAGAUGUCAUCGAAUCUUACGCUGAAUUCCGCCGCCUAUUACUCGAAGAGAACCCCAUUGCAGAAGCACCUCAACUUGUAAUCUGCGGCAACGGCUCAGUCGACGACCCAGACGGGACCAUCAUCUACGACCAAACUAUGUCAACCCUGCACACCAAAUACCCGAACCUCCUCCCUUCAAUCUCCGUCAUGCGCCUCCCACCCAACGACCAGCUCCUUAACACCCUCCUCUCAGCCUCGCACAUCGUUCUCCAACUCUCCACGCGCGAAGGCUUCGAGGUCAAAGUCUCCGAGGCUGUGCACAAAGGCAAGCCGGUCAUCGCUACGAACUGUGGUGGCAUCCCACUGCAGGUGCAAGAUGGCAAGAAUGGGUUUCUGGUCGACGCGGGUGAUUGGAAGGGUGUUGCGGGACGGUUGAUGGAGCUGUGGAUGGAUGAGGAGUUGUAUGGGCGGAUGAGUGAUUAUGCAAAGGUGAGUGUUAGUGAUGAGGUUGGGACUGUGGGGAAUGCUUUGAGUUGGCUUUAUUUGGCGGAUAAGUGGGCUAGUGGGGAGGGCAUUGUGCCGAAGGAGAGGUGGGUUAAUGAUCUUGCUAGGGAGGAAGCUGGGUUACCUUAUGUGGCGGGGGAAAAUAGAUUGCCUAGGUUUUAG